AUGUGGAUUGAGAUUUUAGGUGGUGUUAAAAGGCGGUUGAUAGCUUUUGUAGCCGUGCAAAGACCAUGGGGGACCUUUUAUGGGGAUAGAGUCGCACCCUGUCAUCGGAGGCGGCUCGGUCGCAGCAAUCGCCGCCGUGAUUUCACUCGCAGAACCCGAGAAGCGCCGACAGUUGCAAGCGGAGGAGGUUGGCGGUCAGGUUCACGUUUCAGUGAUCUGUUAGGCGCUGGUGCAGUGAAGAAGGUGUAUAGGGGAUUUGAUCAAGAAGAAGGAAGGGAUGUGGCAUGGAACCAAGUAAAACUAAGAAGCUUCGGUGGAGAUCCAUCUGUUUGCAAGAGACUCUUUUCAGAAAUCAAACUGUUACAGACAUUAGAGAAUGAAAACAUCAUUGUUCUUUACAGUUUCUGGAGGGAUACUAAAAACAGCACCUUGAACCUCAUCAUAGAGGCAUGUGCUUUAGGUAAUUUAAGGGAUUACAGGAACUUUAUCUCAGCUACAUGUUUCAAUGGGUCACAGUUUCGUCCAUUGAUACCCUUGUUAGAAGCCAUGCCAAAGGAACUUGGUGCUAGCCUGCAUGAUACGCUUAAUCUGAUCACAGAAUUUGCAGUUAAAUACAUUGAGCAUAUCGAGAAGAAACACAUGGAACCCGAAGAAUGUUAGUUCCUUAUUCUGUCAGAAUAGGUUGACGCUAGUUCCUUAUUUUGUUUGUUGGGUUUUACAAGUGUAUCACUACAAAUUACUUGGCAAUGAAUUUCUGGUAGAAAAGGCUUCAAGAAUGGCUUGAAGACCUGAUGGGAAAUGGUUGAAGAAUGAAUUAAAGAAUGAUCACACUCAUUUUUUAAGAAUGUUGUUAUUUUUUAAGAAUUAUACUUGUUUAUUCUUUCAGAAUGUUUGUUAUUAUUCAAUGAAUCACAAUCAU
Molecule: messenger RNA, 919 nt
Organism: Lactuca saligna
Lineage: Eukaryota; Viridiplantae; Streptophyta; Magnoliopsida; Asterales; Asteraceae
Source: the annotation of a GenBank genome assembly